AUGUCUGCCAACAAUGCACCGCAACCGGUGAAGCUCUCGCUGCCUCUUGAAUACCAGCAACACCUGUUUCAGGAGCUCCGUGGCGAGGAUGAGCUUGUCGUACUCGCCAGGGGCCUCGGCCUCAUGAGGCUGGUGACCAACCUGCUGCACAGCUAUGAUGCCGCUGGGAACAACCUCGUGAUCGUAGUGGGUGCCGAGGACCGCGAGAAUGCAUGGAUCGGCGAGGCUCUCGCUGAGCAUGCUGCCAUCAGCAUGUCGCCCAAGGCGAGGGGCCUCACCGUCGUGAACACCGACUUCACCAGCGUCGCCGCCAGGGAGAAGAUGUAUGCUCGGGGCGGCAUCUACAGUAUCACGUCCCGCAUCUUGGUCGUCGAUCUCCUGACGACGCUGCUGAACCCCGAGACCAUCACCGGCGUGAUAGUGCUUCAUGCGGACAAGGUUAUUGCAACCUCACUCGAAGCAUUCAUCCUUCGUAUAUAUCGGCAGAAAAACAAGGUCGGCUUUCUCAAGGCCUUCUCCGAUAAUCCAGACCCAUUCACUAUCGGCUUCUCGCCGUUAUCUACCAUGAUGCGUAACUUGUUCCUGCGGAAAGCCUCUCUGUGGCCACGAUUUCACGUGACCGUUGCGGGUUCGUUAGAAGGCAAGAAGAAGGCGGAAGUCAUUGAGCUUGAAGUUCCCAUGACAGACGCAAUGAAGGAGAUCCAGACCGCCAUCAUGGAGUGUGUAGAGGUCAGCAUUCACGAAUUGAAGAAGGGAAAUACCGGUCUAGAGAUGGAGGACUGGAACCUCGACAGCGCCCUCCUGAAAAACUUCGAUGUCAUGGUACGCAGGCAGCUGGAUCCAAACUGGCACCGUGUCAGUUGGAAGACCAAGCAGAUAGUUAGCGAUCUGACAGUCCUCCGGAGUAUGUUGCACUCGGUCUUAGCGUUCGACUCGGUGUCGUUUUUGCAGCAUCUAGAUACCAUUCACGCAGCCCAUUCUCCCCAGCCCGGAUCAACCAGGCAAAACCAGUCUCCCUGGAUGUUCCUCGACGCUGCCCAUACCAUCUUCAGCACUGCAAAGCAGCGAGUUUACUCCAGCAACAUGAAACCUACCGAAAGGACGUCAAUAGACUCUCUCCGCCCUGUGCUCGAAGAACAACCGAAGUGGGCCGUUCUCGCAGAGAUCCUAGAGGAGAUAGACCGCGAUUUAUAUUUUGAGCCCGCUGUGAAGGAUGACUCCAAUGGGACCAUUCUGAUCAUGUGCUCAGAUACUUCCACUUGUCGUCAGCUUCGGGAUUUCCUCCAGUUGAUGCACAUCAAGUCGAAAGCCGAUGUUACGGGCGCCAAGCAGGAUGAUGACGAAGAUACCAAGGCCUCUGGAACAUUUAUGAUGAGGAGAAGGUUGCGAGAAUACCUGAAGUGGAAAAGAGAGUUUGCACAAGUCAGCACAGCACUCUUCUCUGAAAAUCAAAAAGCAAUGGAGGGCGCCGCAGACCCACGACUUGGCCAAGGUAAAGGCCGGGUACCGGCCAACAAGCGAAGGAGGCAACGUGGAGGGGGCGCAACGGGUACAGCUCCUGGGAGGGCUGCUAACGGCAGUGUGGUACAGUACUUUGAGAAACCUGCUGAAGUAGCAGACCUUGAGACUGGCGUACAACCGACAGAGGAGGAGGCGAACCAGAAACCCGAUAUCAUAGCCGAUCCACUGGAGGAUAUGGACGACUUCUUUGAGCUGUACGAGAUGCAAGAUCUUGUCGUCGUUCAUGCAUACGAGGGCGACCAAGACGAGCACAUUCUGGAAGAAAUCAAACCUCGCUACAUCAUCAUGUACGAGCCGGAUGCUAGCUUCAUCCGCCGCGUCGAGGUAUACCGUUCUUCCCACAAUGACAGGAAUGUCAGGGUAUAUUUCAUGUUCUACGGGGGCUCAGUUGAGGAACAACGGUAUCUGGCCUCCGUCCGCCGAGAGAAGGAUGCAUUUACAAAGCUCAUCAAGGAACGUGCUAGCAUGACUGUUGUCGAUACAACAGCGGGCAAUGGAGUCGAGGACCCUCAAGAAGCCUUUCUUCGAACGGUGAACACCCGAAUCGCGGGCGGUGGUAGACUCGCCGCAACGGCCCAACCUCCUCGCGUUGUUGUCGACGUUCGAGAGUUUGGAUCCUCGCUCCCGUCACUCUUGCAUGGGCGAAACAUAAUAAUCGUGCCAUGCAUGUUGACCGUCGGCGAUUAUAUCCUAUCUCCCUCAAUCUGCAUUGAGCGGAAGUCGAUCAAUGAUUUGAUCAGCUCAUUCAGGGACGGCCGUCUCUUCAACCAGGCAGAGACAAUGUUCCAACACUACAAAAACCCGAUGCUACUGAUCGAAUUUGAUCAGAACAAAUCCUUCACGCUGGAGCCUUUUGCCGACCUCUCGGGAAACCUGUCCUCUAUCAACCCGGCCAACAUGCCUUCGGACCUGCAGUCUAAGCUUGUCCUUCUUACGCUCGCCUUCCCGCGCCUGAAGAUCAUCUGGUCCAGCAGUCCCUAUCAAACCGCUGAAAUCUUCGAGAACCUGAAGACACAAGAGGAAGAGCCGGAUCCUAUCACGGCUGUGCGCGCCGGGUUGGACAAGAACAUGAGGGUCGAGGACCAGAGCUUCAAUCUGGAGCCGCAGGAGAUGCUCAGCGCAGUGCCAGGCGUCACGCCCAAGAACAUCAAGAACCUGACCUUGGAGUGUGAAAAUGUCCGAGAAGUGGCAAACAUGAGUUUAAGCGAUCUCGAGCCACUGGUGGGCAAGGAAUCUGGGCGCCAGAUUGAGAAUUUCUUUGCACGGAAUCUGAUUGAUAUCGACUAG
Neoarthrinium moseri is the source of this 2808-nucleotide messenger RNA. RefSeq lists its product as uncharacterized. Gene Ontology annotation, molecular function: single-stranded DNA binding; damaged DNA binding; single-stranded DNA endonuclease activity. The coding region runs from base 1 to 2808 and encodes 935 amino acids. Gene Ontology annotation, cellular component: nucleotide-excision repair factor 1 complex. Gene Ontology annotation, biological process: nucleotide-excision repair involved in interstrand cross-link repair; double-strand break repair via homologous recombination; resolution of meiotic recombination intermediates. The transcript is spliced from 2 exons. NCBI's taxonomy places the organism in Eukaryota, Fungi, Ascomycota, Sordariomycetes, Amphisphaeriales, Apiosporaceae. The record is from RefSeq and is a predicted model, not a curated record.